Messenger RNA from Ornithodoros turicata, 5485 nucleotides. RefSeq names its product thioredoxin, mitochondrial-like. The record is from RefSeq and is a predicted model, not a curated record. The transcript is spliced from 3 exons. Lineage: Eukaryota; Metazoa; Arthropoda; Arachnida; Ixodida; Argasidae. Bases 3 to 467 code for a protein of 154 amino acids. Gene Ontology annotation, molecular function: protein-disulfide reductase activity. Gene Ontology annotation, cellular component: cytoplasm.
GCAUGUUGGCAACGCUGACACAGUUUGCUUCUGCAGAAAUGGCGGCGUACAUUGCGACGUUUCGUUCGUCGUUUUUUCGCGUAUCUAAACAGACUGUUCGGUGUAAUCGCCGUUACAUUUCAUGUAGUUCUGUUGUGAACGACCAGUACACAGUUCAGGACCAAGCAGAUUUUAAAGCCAAAGUCCUGGAAAGUAAAAAGCCGGUGGUAGUGAACUUUCGAGCCAGUUGGUGCGGACCCUGCAAAAUGUUGACACCGAGGCUGGAAGCGGCUGUCGAUGCUAUAGGCGACAAAGUUGACCUGGCUAAAGUGGACAUCGAUGAACAGGCGGAUUUGGCAAUGCAAUAUGAGGUGGAAGCUGUGCCUUCAGUGGUGAUGAUUCAGAAUGGAAAAGUGACAGACCGCUUUGUUGGGCUCAAAGAUGAUGAUCAGAUUAAGAGUUUCCUGGCAAAAGUAGUCGCUAGUUGAUAAAGUUUCCCAACUGCUAUAGUUGUUCAUAUAUUAUUUAGUUGCUGCUUCUUAAUUGAAAGAAUAAAUUAUCUUGCUUUGUUAUAACUUCUAAGUACGACUUCUAAAAGUGCAUUCUGUGCCGGAAAUUACCUGCGCACUAUAGUACUGACCUGUGCCCUGGGUAAUCACCUGCACAUUCAGUACAGGCAUGAGAUGUGUAUAACACGUCCCGAAGUAAACACCAUCAAGAAACAUGACCUGUAUUGCAGACUGAUACUGAAUAGUCAAGUGCUCUUAGAUUUUUCUGCCACUGUCAGAGCUUUUGCAAAAUUAAUUCAUAGGCCGACCACUGUGGCAUCGCUCAUAAUCAUAGGUGUGGCGCAAACCCCCAUGCUAUAAUUUUUCGUUCUUUUCAUGGUGCUUCAAGUGAACCCAAGCCAGUGGCAGCAGUACAUUGAGGACAACCAGGCAAUUUCGCGACCUGGCGGUGAGAUCUGGACCGAAUAAUGGAUUUAUGACAAAUUACUAGUCAUUGUGAACAGUGAUGACUGCCACCAUGUACUUUAUUCCAUUGAGUUUAACGCCUACAUGAUGAGUGUGUUCCUGUGAGCUGCAUCAUAGCAUGGGUCUCACUGAGCAUUCGACUCUAGAGCUACUUCAAAAGAGAUAAUUAUUGACAUUGCAUCAUGCCUUGUGCCCAUGGGAAAAUUGUCCAUUAGAGCAGAUUUUCUAAUGUCUGCUGUCAGUGGCAGCUGGACCUCCAUCUUUCUGCGAGUGUUCCACAACGUUCCGCAGAUGUAACAAUUGCAGAAACGAGUCAUGUAGUGAGCAAACAGAAUCCUAAAAGAGCAGUGAGGUACCCUCAACUCAAAACUACAUCAACUGAAUGAAAUGGAUGCCUGUACAUGGAAUGCAAAACAUUUUUCCUGAAAUCUUCAUUACCAGCGACUUAAAUUAUAAAGCAACAUUGUUGGAGCAUGUCUGGCUGAUUUUGGCUAGCGUGACAGGUGACACAAGGGUGCAUCGGUACUAAUGCUCUUUGUGCACAAAGGGAGUGUGUAAACACCAAGACGCAUAGUUAAGGCAUGCUUCCGUGACACCACAGCCUGCUGCUGUUCAGAUAGCUGAUUUCUCGCAAAACGCUUGUGAGAACCAGUUGAUUGAGGCUUAUGUGCCUCUGAUGUAAUCUGUCAUUUAUGCAGUGCACUGAAGAUGGUAUAUCUCAUCAAAGCCCCAGCACACAUUUUGUCUUCAGGAGGUAAGCAAGAUUUGAUAGGCUGCAGUUGACAAAAUCAAAUUAACGAGAAUGUUUGCAACCUGUUUGGAGCUGCCACAUUUGAGAGCAGUUAUCUUCGACUUACCUACCUCUGAGUAGCGCGGUACACCAUUCGACCACCACGUACACCAUUUUCUUCCUCUUGAUUUCUGCGCUGAUUAUGCUCUCCCAUACUGCAGCCAAUGAAAUCUUACUUACCUCCUAAAGAUGAAAUCCAGUUAUCCGUCUUUAAAGGCAACAUUGUUUUUUGUUGUUGUUUUUUUCGUCAUUUUGGCAUGUAGUACAACAUGUGUAUUGUAUGGUUCUGUAUCUCAGCUGUUUCCAUUAUGAUCCUCAUAGAUGAAUGGUGUUGGUCGUGAUUGUAUCUUGGCCUCAGAGCACUUUUAGUGUACAGUGAGUGAGUUAACUAUACUUGAGACAACCUUCUGUACACAAACUGGUAUGCAUCAAAAGCAAAACGAGCCGUGUUCUGACAGCUCCUUUGUGACAGCCACGUCUACGUGACAAUGGAAAUUCUGUCUCCAGAUAUGUAUGCUGCAGAUAAUGAAGGGUGACACAGAUACCAACACAAACAUUUCUUCAUAUAAUACAUGAGGAGCUUUAUUCAAUGGACUACCGGCUCUGCAACUAAGCAAUACACUGUUGGCUGUUGGAAGAUUUCAGUUUGAAAUGCAGCUGUUCUGUAUAGGGAAAGGGAAGGGUACUAUGAUCUACAACGAACACACAUUUAUCUUGAAACUGCAUCACUACUAAAUGAAAGAACGUGCAGUAGGAAGAAACGGUCUGAACAAACGCAUAGGAAAUCAGCAUUGCACAUCCCAUCAUGCCCUGCUAGCCAAGCAUUCGUUACACGUUUCAUUUGAACGUUGCUUUGGCACCUCUCAUUGGAAGCAUUAUAGUUCAUUCAAAGAAAGAACACCUUCCACAGAUUGGAACAUAACUGUUAAGACAUUGUAUGAAACAAAUAUGAGAAUGAAACAGUUCUGACUAGUGUAACUUCUGUCACCUUGUUUUGCCAUCUAAUGAGAUUCAUUUAAGCUAUUCCUUGGUGACUUAGAGCGAUUAAGGAUAUAUGAUUCGUGACAUCAAUGCAAUCAUUGAGGCAACUCUAUAGAAACGGGGGAAACAUAAUCAUUGCAAUUAGUGUUGGAGGUGGUGUAUCCAAUACCAGGCUUUUUCUUUUUUCUUUUUCAAUACGUACAACAUACCAGCAUUCAACUUCACAUCAACUAAGAGGUUAGAACGUGCCAAAGCAAAUUGAGUUUGUGCAACAGUAUUAAAUUUGAUGUUCAUUAGUGGAGUGACCCGUUCGAGUGACUCAUGCAUAAAUGCAACAAUGCUCCACCAAGUGUAAGACUGGUUACGAAUGCAAGCAUGUCUGAACGUGCUUCUUUAAUAAGUCACUAACACUAACCCACUGUAUUGAGUGACUCGCCAUCGUCGGUUCAUUGCCUGCGUUAUGUACGUUAAAAGCAGCCGAUCAUAACUGACAUUUCUGCUCCUUUUGACAGAUACAUAAUUGGCGAAGGCCAUUUUCAACUAAACGCACAACUGUUCUCACACAAGCAUUCAGUAUGGUUCGGUGCAGUGCCGUGUAUGCCAAAGGGAGUCUGGCCAUUAAUGGCACCUGCCUAUACCUGAGGCUCCACCCACUUUUUUAGGUACCUAGCCAAUCACAGGUCGAAAUACAGUUGUCUAUUAUUACAUCCACCGAAUAGUUGUACCUCACCCUUCUUUACUGCGUGCCACCAUUUUGGAGAAACUCGAUUGAUUCGGAUUGAAACGGAUAUCACUGGUGACGGACCAAAACGACGGAUUUGGUGCCCACUUUUUUCAACGCCAUCUGCAUGGAGAGAGGCAUGUUCAGAAGGCUCAGAAUUGCAGAAAUGGUUGUUGGCAGAAGUGAUUGGCCAGGAGAGCGGUACAACCGCUUCUUCGUUGCAAACGACUGCUGGUAUGAAGUUUUAAAUCGCGUAAUGUAAGUAGAUAGAAUCAAAAAUGAGCAAAGAUGUGCGUAUAAAUAAAAUGCAAUUAUAUAAUGCAAAAUCCUACGUAUAGGGGUCGUCCUUGCUAUUUUCUUGGCAUCAUGGUCUUAACUAGGCCUAACUUUAGUGAAGAAACACCCCAUUUUCGCGUAAAUAAUGAUGGCGAAGCGAAAGUUGAAGCUGAUUUUGCAGAUGCGUACAUGAGGAUAUAUGUUCACAGUAUGAAAAGUAGUAAAGUAGUCUGAAAAUUUUUUUGUCACGAAAUAUCUGCUUUUCCGUUCCAAGCACCAUCCUCCAUGAUCGAGAAAAUUUUGUGUCAUGGCAGCUCCCAUGGAAAACAGUAACCAAUGAAAUGCGCCUAAGUUUGAUUGGCAGGUUGAGCCUCUUUUGUAGGCUCCUCCUAAUGGCCAGACUCCCUUUGGCAUACACGGCACUGGUUCGGUGUUGGCUCUUACGCCUUCACAUGACAACUCCAGUCGUGCAUAACGAAUAUGUUAUGCGCACCACAUUUACAUUAAGUGUGGGGUGCUUCACGUCAUCCACAGACCAUUACACAGGGUUCUCUUUGUAGUGGAAUCAGAAUUCUUAUUAAAAAAAACUACGAGAGCAUCACCUGUGCCGUUUUUGGAGGUGAAUUAUACAGCCAGGCAGACAUUUUGUGGAAGAGUAGGCAACUACUACUAGAUGACUAUUUGUCUAAAAUUCACAAGCAAAGGUUGCGAUGCACAUGUUUUCGAUUUCCGAGAUUUGCGUGCCAAAAUAUAUAGCGAUGAAUGCUUCAAGGUAUGUGCUCAUUUCAGGGUUCUUAAACAGUGGGCUGUCUUUAAACACCGACUGCUUCCAAUUCUUCUACCCCCCUGGCCAAGUAACCCACCUGCAGGACAGUAAAAUGAUGUCUGUCCUGCUCUCAAAACUUUUUAUGAGAAAAUGUGUGCUUAAAAAUAACUGUAUAUGCAUAAUCGCACCGCUGUAUGAGUUGCACCUGCACUGUAGGAUUGUGUUUUUGUUGCGGCUUUGGUUGAUGUUGUAACAAGUUCUCUUUGAAGGUUUCAUAACACUUGUGUUGACUGGCUUACAGUACAGCGCAUGUAUUAGUGCAGCAAUGUGUCGUGCAUAAUUGUACAAGUGAAUGUGGAGCAGUGCCAACCGUACAUAGAGCGUCAUACAUGGGGCAGACAAUAAACAAUCAUGCUCAUGCUCAUAGACAUUCCGAAGAAGAGUAAACAUAUGAAGCCUUUCUGUCUUGCAACUUUCACACCUCUUGGAGAAAUGCUUUCACUUUGGGAUCUCAGAGUUGAUUCCAGCGAGAAAUGCACCUUACAGAAAAAUACCACUUUUUCAUGUGUGAGACUUUGUCACAAGGUCCUCAAACGGUUUCAUCGAAAUUUGCACUUUGCAGAAAAAAAUGGGAGUGAACAAUUAGUAGCAAUUUCCUGGAACUCACUGGCUUGUGAAUCUAAUUGUAUGAAUAGAAAGGUAGUAAUUGCUGCAAUUACUGUUGAAGUACUUUUGCUUUUUCAUGUGGAAAAUGUUUUAGCGUUUUUGUGUAGAAUUGCCCGGUAAGGUGAUUCGCACAAACUUACAUUCGCAUAAGGUGCUGGAUACACUGUUCGCACUGGAGGCACUGUUUGGCUUUAAGUUCAUUCACUUGAGGGGUUUCAGUCAUAGUCGGGUGUGACACUCUGGCCAAGAAGGGCAUCAGGAGACUGGCUUGCAACAUCCAGACUGUAUUACCAUACGGAGUUCCGAAUAAAUUUGUACGUUUAUAACUGGGA